Molecule: messenger RNA, 1543 nt
Organism: Hibiscus syriacus
Lineage: Eukaryota; Viridiplantae; Streptophyta; Magnoliopsida; Malvales; Malvaceae
Product: elongation factor 1-gamma 2-like
Exons: 8
Coding region: 127-1398 (423 amino acids)
Biological process (GO): translational elongation
Molecular function (GO): glutathione transferase activity; translation elongation factor activity
Source: RefSeq, a predicted model, not a curated record
ACGUAUAUACCCUCUUCACCCUACAAAAACCCUAGUAACCUUCUCUUAUUUUCCUCUUUUUCACACUCUCCUCCUUGCAGCGGCUACAAGAUCUGAACUUUGAGUGUCAUUGUUGUCAAUCAAGCUAUGACUUUGGUCUUGCAUGCCGGAAACACAAACAAAAAUGCCUUUAAGGCACUCAUUGCCGCAGAAUACAGUGGUGUGGAGGUCAAAUUGGUUCAGAACUUUGAGAUGGGUGUCUCGAAUAAAACUCCCGAGUUCCUCAAGAUGAACCCCAUUGGAAAGGUUCCUGUGCUGGAAACACCCGAGGGUCCCGUAUUCGAGAGCAAUGCUAUUGCUCGUUAUGUUACUCGCUCAAAGGCUGACAACCCUCUACAUGGUUCUACAUUGAUUGAUUAUGCUCGUAUUGAACAGUGGAUUGAUUUUGCAUCCAUGGAAGUUGACGCUCAUAUUGGAAAAUGGCUCUAUCCAAGAUUGGGUUUUUUUGUUUACCUUCCUCCAGCUGAGGAAGCUGCUAUUGCUUCAUUGAAGAGAGCACUGGACGCAUUAAGUAUUCACCUUGCUUCCAAUACCUACCUGGUUGGGCACUCAGUCACCCUUGCUGACAUUAUCAUGACAUGCAACCUCUAUUCGGGUUUCACCAGGAUCUUGACGAAGAGUUUUACCUCGGAAUUUCCUCAUGUUGAGAGGUACUUCUGGACCAUGGUUAAUCAACCAAAUUUCAAGAAGAUUAUCGGUGAAGUAAAGCAGGCAGAGACCGUGCCACCUGUUUCAUCAAAGAAGCCUGCAGCCCAGCCUAAAGAGACUAAACCAAAGGCCAAGUCUGAACCAAAGAAAGAAGCCAAAAAGGAGGUUGAGAAACAGCCAGCGAAGGCAGAGGCUGCAGAGGAGGAAGAGCCACCAAAGCCCAAACCAAAGAAUCCUCUUGAUUUGCUGCCUCCCAGUAAGAUGGUACUCGAUGAUUGGAAGAGGUUGUAUUCUAAUACAAAGACAAAUUUCCGCGAGGUUGCAAUUAAAGGAUUCUGGGACAUGUAUGAUCCCGAGGGAUACUCACUCUGGUUCUGUGACUACAAGUACAAUGAGGAGAAUACAGUCUCGUUUGUCACCAUGAACAAAGUAGGAGGAUUCUUGCAGAGAAUGGAUUUGGCGCGCAAGUAUGCUUUUGGUAAGAUGCUGGUGAUUGGAUCCGAGCCUCCAUUCAAGGUCAAGGGAUUGUGGCUCUUCCGUGGGCAACAAAUCCCUCAAUUUGUCCUUGAUGAGUGCUACGACAUGGAACUCUAUGAGUGGAAGAAGGUCGAUAUCACCGACGAAGCCCAGAAAGAAUGUGCGAGUCAGAUGAUCGAAGACUGCGAACCUUUCGAGGGGGAGCCUCUGUUGGAUGCCAAGUGCUUCAAGUGAUGAGUUAAACUAUGUCGCUGCGUUUAAGCUGAACCUAUUCUCUAUGCUAUAAUUAUUCCAGUUUUGUUUUUGGUAGACUUGUGUGUGUCAUUAUUUGGGAAAUCAGAUACUCUUUUUCUGAUAGUAACCAUAUAAAUUAUCAUUA